ACAGACAGAGAACCACACACAAGCCUCAAAUUUCAUUCUAACCUUCACACAAGGUCAGUGGGAGGUAUUGAAGACUUUAAAUCCGCCAACAGUGCUUCUUUUGCAGCAGUGUCUGCCUCUUCAUUUCCCAAAAUUAAGAAAUGGAGGGAGGUGCAGUGGAGACAAGACAAAAUGUUAAAUACUCUCAAGACAUUUAAAUACUGUAAUGAAGUUGAAGAGCUCCAUUUCCUCCUGUAUGGACUAGUUGGAUCAGGAAAGUCCAGCACCAUAAACACCAUCAGAACCAUUUUUGAAGGACGUCAGUUUGUCAACUGUCUGGCUGCUGCAGGAUCUGCUAAGAGUCAGACUCUAUGCUAUGAAAGUUUUAGAUUCACAAAUGAAGGUUCAUUUCCUUUUGCUUUCCAUGAUAUAAUGGGUGCGGAAGUAGAAGAAAAAGAUGGGGUCCAGACUCAAGAUAUCAUCAGCGCUUUAAAAGGUCAUAUGAAAGAGGGUUACACGUUUAACUCUAACUGUCCAUUGACUACAAACAACCAUUAUUACAAUCAAAAUCCCAGCCUGAGUGAUCAGAUGCACUGCCUGGUGUAUGUGAUACCAGUCGACCAGAUUUCAAUGAUGAACUACGAUUUUAUCGAAAGAAUGAAGAGUGUCAGAGAAACAGCAAGCAGAAUGGGAAUCCCUCAAGUGGUUUUCAUGACAAAAGUAGACUGCGCAUGUCCAAUGACAAAGGAGAAUUCGCAAAAUAUCUACAAAAGCAAAAGGAUCAGAGAUAAAAUACGGGAAUGCAGUAAUGCAGUUGGUGUGCCUGUGAACCGUAUCUUCCUUGUCUUGAUCUAUCAUGAGGAGACCCAUGUGAAUGAAGAUAUAAACUGCCUGAUGCUGGAUGCCUUAACACAGAUUAUACAUUGGGCUAAUGACUGUGUGGUCAAAAGUUCCAACAUCCAAAUUUUACCUCAGCAACCAAUCCAAGAAUAAAGAGACUUCACACAAAUUAUGAAAAGCAGAAUGGCAAACAGUCCUGCAUAUCUAAUGACUAAUUGUCACGAUUCCCCCUUGAAGCAGCGUGCUCUAAGUGCGAAUGCGCGAGCACCUGCUUUUCUGCUGUUGACCGUAGUGACAUUGGGACACGUGUGUUUUUGUUUAUGUUUGUCAUGUCUCCUCCCUGUUCCGUCAUUGGCUGGGAAUUCACGUGGGUCUGUAUUGCUCCCAGCUGAUAGCAGUUUAUACGCUAAUCAGGUCCGCAUAUAUACCGUGCUUCCCAGCACACAACGCGGAAGAUUAAGUAAGAAGUCGUAAGUCGUAAGUAAAUGGUUAGCGUUAGUUUAGUUCGCGUCAUAGUCAUAGUCAUAGUCAUAAGUUAGUUCGCGCUGGAUUCUCCGCUUCCAGUCCCUCGUUCUAGUUCGUGUCUUGUUUUGGUUAUCGACCUAGAUUCCUGCCUAGCCCCAUGUAUGCCUGUUUGCCAAUCGCCUGACCUCUUGCAUGUUUACGGAUUACGUUUUGGAUCACGUUUUGGAUUUGUCUGCCUGCCUGUCUCUACAAAUAAACAACUGUUAUCCUGCACUUGCAUCCGCCUUAUCUCUGCUCCGUCACGAUGUGUGACAGAAUCUUCCGCCGAAACAUGGAUGCAGCAGGAGAACGGAGGAGACGCAGAACCCGGAAGUCGACGCCCACCGUCCCUGCUAUGGACUCAGUCCACUUCCCACAAUGGACAAUUAUGGAGCUUCCUGAUCCAUUUGAUGGAUUUAUCGGUGCCCCAGAGUAUUUCCUGGUAGACUGUCAAUUCUAUUCUAUUCUAUCCAGCCUGUCAGACCCUAAGCCAGAGGAGAAGCACUGGCUCCGAUUCAUGUGGUCCCGGUUCUUUGGACCGGCCCGUCAAUGGGUGCAGCUCAAACUGGAUAAACACUGUAGGAACCUGGACAGUGUAGAACAGUUUGUGGGGGAAUUCAUGAUGCGAUUCGGGAGUCCGGAGGCAAAGGAGGAGCUAGAACGACUUCUCAGGGGGGUAAGUCUGGAAGGCGAACCUGCCCUGCCGUUUACCCACUACUACAGGCAACUUCAUGCAGAGCGCAACUCUGAGAUCCAAGUCAAGCCUCCAGUCCCUGAGAUCCAAGUCAAGCCUCCAGUCCCUGAGAUCCAAGUCAAGCCUCCAGUCCCUGAGAUCCAAGUCAAGCCUCAAGUCAGGAAGGUCCAAGUCCCAGUCAAGUCUCAAGUCAGGAAGGUCCAAGUCAAGCCUCCAGUCCCUGAGAUCCAAGUCAAGCCUCCAGUCCCUGAGAUCCAAGUAAAGCCUCCAGUCCCUGAGAUCCAAGUCACGCCUCCAGUCCCUGAGAUCCAAGUCACGCCUCAAGUCAGGAAGGUCCAAGUCAAGCCUCCAGUCCCUGAGAUCCAGGCCCAGACUCCAGUCCCUGAGUUCCAGGUCCAGCUUCCAAUCCUUGAGCUCCAGGUCCAGCCUCCAGUCAGGAAGGUCCAGGUAAAGUCUCACGUCCCUGACGCCCAAGCCAAGCCUCCAGGCUUUGACGCCCAAGCCAAGCCUCCAGGUUCUGACGCCCAAGCUCUGCUAAUAUCUCGGCCUAAGGACCAAAUGCUGCUCACACCCAAGUCUACCGACCCGGUUGCCCCAGUUCAACCCACUGACACGCACAGCCAAGUUUACAAAAUGAAUAGCUUUAAAAAAAAAAAAAAAAGAAAAAGAAAAGAAAAGAAAAACAGUGGAUGAAGUAAUCAUUUUCUGCUCCAGGUGCUACAGCAGAUAUACAUUAAAUUAUUCAAAUAAAAUGUCUGUGAUAGGCACCAAUAAAAUGUUACUGAAAUGAAAUUGUUCAUAUCAAAAUUCAGCUACGUUCUCAUUGAAUUGAACACUUUUUGAACACAAUUGAAAAAAUUCAAGAACAACAUGUGUAUUUAGAGUUAUGAAAGUGUUUCAGUAAAUAUUCCCAAGGUUGCAGCAAGCUCUAGAUCAAGUCACAAUACCAGAGUUUCUUCUGCUACCUCAUCUACUUUAUUAAAUGUUGAAGCACAGCUUUGAUAGUGCAUGCUGUAGACCUCAGUAAGAAACAACUGCUGAAUAUGAAAGAAAGAAAUACAAAAAAACAACAAGCAUACAAAACGCGAAUGCUAUUGUAAAUGUUAACACUAUAUGUUAACACUACACAAAAUCAGUUUAUUUAAGUCCCCAAACAAAAUGCUUAUGGACAUAAAAAUUGCAAAAUCCAUAUCAAUAUUAAAGAAUUAUUAUUAAAUUAACCAAAAAUUCUACAUGCACACAGACUUUUCCCCUCCUGAUUAAAUGGGCUGUUUCUCAUUACCACCAAGACCAUUAUGAGGAACAGUUUCAGUAGAACAGAUGGAAUGGUUUGCAAUUAUUAACAGGAAAGUUAAAAUGCUGAACUAAUAAUGUUGCAUAUUACAAAUCUAACAGACAAUCAAACAACUUUCAAGCAUACAAGAGGCAUGCUUGAUGAUUGUCUGAUUGUGUAUUAGGACUGUGCAUCUAAUACAAAAAUAUAAGCACUACUAAGUUCAAUAUAUGCGUCAAAACAAAAGUAAUAAAAAAUAUAUGAUUGCCAUAUUCUACUACUCAUUAUUAUUUUCUAUUACUCAUCAGAAAUGAAUGUUAUCUUUCAUUGAUCUACUAGUAUAUUCAGUAAUUUCAUGCCUGGAGAUACAUAUGUGACAUUCACACUAAAACUGCAUAAUUAGGAAUGCGCUCACUGUCACGUCUCGAGACGUAACGAAGAUAGGGAUGCAGUUUAACAGUUUAUUAAAUGUGAGACACAGGCAGGUAAAUCCAAACUGUGAUCAGAAACGUAAUCUAUAAACAUGCAAAGGUCAGGCGAUCGGCAAACAGGCAUACACGGGGCAAAGCACGAAUCAAGGUCAUGGUCACGGAAUACAGGGUCGAUAUACAAAACAAGAAACAUGAACUAUAACGAGGAACUGGGAGCAGAGAAACCAGCGUGGACUAAAUGCACUAAUCUAAACAUGGAACAUGACAAGGACAAUAACUAAGACUAUGACUGCGAUAAACUAUCGUGUGGAAUCUAAACUAAUCUAACCUACUAUAUCUAACGUAAGUAUCUUAUCUAUUCUAUUCUAUUCUAAUAUUCCGCGCCAUGUGCUGGGAGGUAAGCGGUAUAUAUACAAACAUAAUCAGCGUCAAUUGCUGACAGCUGACACCAAUCUAAACGCACGUGAAAUAACAGCCAAUGACAGAACAGGGAGGAGACAUAACAGAAACAUAAUAAAAGCAUGUGUCCAAUGUACACAAUGUCACGAUUGUCAACAUAUGAAAAGCAGGUGCUCGCGCACCUUGCUCGUGCAUGAGUGCCCACAUGUUCUCCAGUGCACUGUUUAAAGGGGAAACCAUGACACUCACAAGUGGAUAAAUCUAAAAAUUCAAUUUUCAUGUUGUAGUGUGGAUAAAGGAAAACACGACCUUCUGAAAAUUCUGGCAUAUGAUUAUCAUGUAUCCUUCAGACUUUCUCAUUUUUGUAUUGCAGGCUCUUGUCUUUUAAUGUGUAUUCAGAUUUCGUUUAUGCCAAAGUGUGGAUCAUGAUGAUACUGCAUACAAACAUUUGUUUUGCAGUAUUUUUUCUCCCUCUGGUAUCAUUUUCAUCCCACCCGCUCCCCCUUACAAAAAAUAGAAUUUCAGAUCCAUCCAUCCAUCCAUCCAUCCAUCCAUCUUCUAUACCGCUUAUCCUUCCAUCAGGGUCACGGGGGAACAGGGAGCAUGGGGCACAAGGCGGGGUACGCCUUUAACAGGGUGCCAAUCCAUCACAGGUUGUUUUCCAUCGCCCAUGUUUUACACGAACUCAGACAUACAAACGUUCAAUCUGCACCAAACUUCACAUGUUUUGUACAAAACUUGCCCUGCAUGCCAAUAUUCAGUUAUAGCCAUAGCACCACCUACUGGUAACAGGAAGUGACACAUUUUACACUAAUGUAUUCCUAGCAACGUAUAAAAAUAUGCCACCAAAUUCUAAACAUGCUAGCAACAUGCUAGAUAUAUGUUAAAACAUACUAGCAACAAUUAGCUAAGUGCUAAACCGUGCUAUUAAUCAUAUUAAAAAGGAAGUUGUUACAACUCAAGCAUACAAUGCCUUAUCUUCCCAAAACCUCUUUUGAUAAGAGUCCUGGCUUGAAGACACCUACAUGCCAAUAUUCAGUUACAGUCAUAGCACCACCUACUGGCAACUGGAAAUUACAUGUUUUACAUCAUGAUACACUCCUAACAUACAAGUGCUUUAAAAAAAAAAAAAAAAGAAAGAAAAAGAAAAAAAGAAAAGAAAAUAAAAGAAGAAAAAAAAGAGGAAUGGCUUUCCCUUGGCAGAGCAGCCCCAACAUGCAGUUGGGUGCAAGGGCCAAUUCAUUGCUGUUUGCAGCUUUCAUUUUAUUUAUAUUUUAUGAAUUUAUAAUAUCUUUUUUAUUAUUUAAAAAAAAAUAAAAAAUUAAAUGAUUUAGGCUA
Messenger RNA from Ictalurus punctatus (channel catfish), 5458 nucleotides. RefSeq names its product interferon-induced protein 44-like. NCBI's taxonomy places the organism in Eukaryota, Metazoa, Chordata, Actinopteri, Siluriformes, Ictaluridae. The coding region runs from base 172 to 972 and encodes 266 amino acids. The transcript has 8 exons. The record is from RefSeq and is a predicted model, not a curated record.